CGCACAGGAAACGCCUCUCUAUGAAGGGGGCAGUCUGACUGCAUAUGGAGCCACUGCGUACAGCAGACGCCUCUAAACACUCAACUUACACAGAGACACAACUGUUACCCGAUAACCUUUCGCGUAAAGACUUAAUUCGACAGCAGACACCACUGUGAAAGUCUCUCUUCACACUAGCCGCUCCGCGCGAGAAGAAACUCACAAGUGCGCGUGAACAUUCGGCGACCAGCCUCUUCCGUCUCCCGCAGUUCUGGACUCUUUUACACGAAUAAACGAUGACUUACUGCGCGCGAUUCCCACUCAAAACACCAGAGACUUUCUCACCCAUGCUUAUACGUUAUGUUUGUUUUUUCUGAUAUGGAGGAAGAUGCUUAAAUCCUCUUCAUACAUGCCUGGAAUUUUCUGCUGGGAACAGAAAGUGGGCGUUUUUCUACACCGAAGCACUGGUGGAUUCACUGCUGCAACUUGCAGUUUCAAGUGAGGCAACAUGCAGUAAGUUGACCGUUUGAAGGAUUUGCAGUUAUCUAAAAUCAGUUGCUGCAUUGCAUUGAUGUUAUGAAGAUGCGCCUGGAUUAAGAUCACAUUGAUACUGAGGUUAUUUAGCGAUAUUUACAGGUCGAUAUGGCACAAGAGAUUGUGUAUGAUAACCGCAGUAUAGUGGUGAAGUACAUCCACCAUAAGCUCUGGAAGAAGGGAUACGUUUGGGAAGUGAAUGGACACGAUGACAGCGUCUCGAAUGGACUGAUGAUGGGGAGGCAGGAGGACAGCGGCGUCUCUCCCAGCUCCCGUCACGACCCGUUCAGCGCUCUUCAUAAGGUGCUGCGGGAGGCUGGGGAUGAACUGGAGCGGUUAUAUCAGUCGGACUUUGCGGAGAUGUCCAAACAGCUGCAUCUCACGUCCAUCACGGCGCAUCAGCGCUUCACCGCAGUCAUAGACGAGCUGUUCAGGGACGGCGUGAACUGGGGCAGAAUCAUCGCUUUUUUCGAGUUUGGAGGGACCGUUUGUGUCGAAUGCGUGAACAAGGAGAUGACGGCGCAGGUGGAUAACAUUGCGGGCUGGAUGACGGAAUAUCUGAACGGGCCGCUGCACGGCUGGAUCCAGGAGAACGGUGGCUGGGAGGCAUUUGUGGAGCUCUACAGCAGGCAGAGGGACUCAGUGUUUCGCAGCUCGUGGUCGUCAAUAGUAACGGUCUUCGGUCUAGCCGCUCUCGGGGCCGUUGGCUUGACCAUAGGAGCCUACCUUGCUCAGAAAUGAGGAACCUUCCCCUCCUUUACUCGCUUGCCCUCUCUCCCUCCAGUCAACUCUCUUCGCUCUGUCUAAACCCCCUCCUCCGCUUUCCCCAGAAGACAUCCAUGUCCCAGGACUGCUCCUCUUCAAAGCUUUUCUCCCACUCUCUACAAGUCUUUCUUCUCUGCCUUCAAACACAAAGACAGAAAAGACAGGAAAUGAAUGCAAUGCCGACCCAUCAUAAGAGGAUGGCAGAGAAGAUGAAUAAUGAGGUGAAAGAGACAUUGGCGGCAGUGUCAUUGGCAGAAUUAGUUCAGAUCUCAAAGUGAGUUUUGAUUGUAGCACCUAUCGGAUAUUAGUGUUCUUAUACAUAAAAAUGAUGGAAAAAUGCAAAGGACAAAAAACAUCUGGAGGUUUUGAAGAUCUGUGGUGAUUGAAAGUAUCUUUUGAUGACACCAGCACUCUCCAAAUGUCAUUUAACAGUCAGAUUGAUUUUAGGAGACAAUCUGCACUAAACUACCAUCGUUGACCUUUGUUGUUUUUGUAGGAUUAAUUGUAGCUUGUCUUUUACCAAAUUCAGACUAACGUUUCUUGUGCUAUUGCCGCCACCCUUGUUUCAUAGUGUAAGAAAGUACCAGAAGAACUGUGAGAAGGAAAAGAGAGAAAUGGCAUGAACGUUAAGGCGAUGUCCCUCUAGCCACUGGAUUUUGAAGAAAUCUCGAGCUCACUGAUUUCCAGAUGGAACAGCUGAAAAAUGGAUAGUGGGAAGCCAUUUUCUCUUUGUAGCAAUAGCAAUUUAAAGAGCUUUAUUGAGGGCUUAAGAAGGGUUUCCUUGAAGUGCUUGGGGUCAAAAAUUAAACAAAGAGGACCGAAUGGGAAAGUAGUUUUCAGACUUUGAGAGAGGCUAAGUUAGACUCUUUACUGACAUGUUCAACAGAUGCAUGUCAAAAGACCUCUAUCUGUACAGUAUGCGCAGAAACAACGCUUUAUUCUUCUUUAAUAUUCAACUACACUGUUGUCCACUAAUGUUCAUUCAUACACCACAAGAAGUAGUUGGGUGGAUCUCAAAACUGUCAAGAGCAGGUCCAUGUCAUAUUUCACCCCAAAAAAAAAAAAAAAAAAAACAAUACAAAAAAAAAAAAAACGUACAAAUGUUUGCGGUCAAUGCAAUUUUUUAAAAAGAAAUUAAUAUAUUUAUUUAGCAAGGUGUUUUGAUCAAAAGUGUCAUUAAAGACAUUUAUUAAGUUAUAAAAGACUUUCUAUUUAUCAGAAAAUCCUGAAAAAAAUCUACACACACACACGUACAGGGCCUAAAAUGAACACUUGCCAAGCACCAAAUGCGAGUUAAAACCGCCGUUGACAUAUAUAAAGCACAUUUCCCACUACGUUUUUUUACUGUAAUGUAAUUGUUUAAAUUUAAUGUUUAUUAUUUAGGGUGAAAUGUGACUGGGACAUGCUUUCAUGAAGUUCCCCUAGUGGUCCAGAUUUUUCAUUAUUAUUAUUAUUAUUAUUAUUAUUAUUUAAUUUUCAAAGCAUCAUGUUCAGGGAUCAGUUGGGUUCAGUAUAAACAAAUGGAAAUCUGCAGUAGAAAUCCAUUCUGUGUUCCUUGGAUUUGGUGUUUACAGUUAUAUGUGCAAUCUUCCUGAUGUCUGUUCCCAAAACAGCAUGCUUAAACACAAUCCUGCCGCAUGUUUAAAGGAUUGCCACGCAGGAAAUGAAAAGUUUAAGACCAAAACAUAUGGACAAGAGCAACUGUAUACAGUGUGUGCCAUGGAUCCAGCUUUGGUGCUUUUGUAUCGGCCGCCUUUGAGUUCACAUGGAACCAAAAUGAAACUUUGGAACAACAAAGGGACUUACAGCGUUCCAAGAAGGUGACGUUAUUCAAUGUUUGCUCGCCUUGAUGUAGUAUCGGAGGUCAUGUGCUGCAUCAUUACCUAUGAUCUCCUCUACAGACAGUGGCACUGUAUGGGGUGCUAAUGAACUUUUGAGAAAUGGGUGCCCUCUUCAGUAGAUCUUACAUCCUGAAUCAGUCAAUGUUACUUGUUAUCUGCCUUUAUGGAUGUAUGUUCAUUUUAUAAUGUGAUACUGUCUAAAAUACAUAUACAGUGUUUUAAUAGGUGGUUGAUAGAUUAAUCUGGAAAUCAACCAUGUCCAGCAAAGCAGAUGAACAGACUACACGUGUAAGAGGAACUUCUACUGACAUGUCUGUAUGUAGUAGCAUGGUCAACCUGUCUGAAAGGAUCGAAGCUUUAUGUAAAACAAGUUAGCUUUCAAAAAGAACAGUUUAUCUGGUUACUAUAGUGUCAUAAAUAGUUGCUGUUUGUCUCUAGUUUACAGUUGCGAUUUUCUCUGACACUAACAUUUAUUAAAUUGUUUCUAACAGAUAGAUUUAAUUCUUAUUUCACCUUUAUUUAUUUUUAGGUACCUUAAAACAAUCAUCCAACUGUAACUUUAAAAGAUCACGUAGAGUUUAUUUCAUUUUUAGGUUUUAGAUUCUCUGAAAGAUUUGGAGCAUAAGUUUGAUCCUAAUUUGCUGAAUCAAUGCUGCUUAAUGUAAAAAUGAUAAAUUCUAUAAAUUACAAUGUAAUUGCCUGUUCUGUGUGGCGAUGUCAUGAAUAUUAAUACUUAAUUUCAUGUAGUCACUGUUUCUGUAGCGGUUUAUUUUUCGUCUUACAUCCUAACUGGAGCCCAUUAAAAUGUAUUCUGCUAUUGUAUUUUCACUAGUGAUAAGUCAAUUUUAACACGUCAACAUAACAUUUUAAUGAUUAAGAUCUUUGGAGAAAAUUCAUGAAGCUUAAGUUGGAAAUGUUACAAGAAAAGCAAAUGAAAGAUAUUAAGAUGAUUUUUUUUCUCACACCAAUCACACAUAAUAGUUUUUCUUGUAAAUGCACUGUAAGCCCAAAUAAGUUGGCAAAACUCAAAAAAUUUGAGGUAAUCAGUUGCCUCAAAAUUUUUAAGUUAAGAAAUUCAAAGUUUAAGUAAGCAGAACUGGCAGAUUUUUAUUUUGUACUCAUAAAUUUGAAUUGUUCUUAACUUGAAAAGUUUGAGUACACUAAUUCAUACAUUUAACUUAAAACUUUCAUGUAACCUCAAUGUAAACAUUUUUAUUUGUGUACACUUAGCUAGCUAUAACAAGCUAAUUCAUGCUAACUAAUUACAAUAGCAUUGUAUAGCACAUGCUGAAUGAGUGCACUUGUCACCGAUGGUAACUCUCCAAAAACCCACAUUAACAGAAACUCUUCUAAAUUAGCAAAACAAAACAAUAAUCACUACUAAAUCUCCCACUUAACAUUAAUCUUGCACAAAAAAAACAUUAUAUAAUACUUAAUUUUAGCAUUUACUCUCCCUUUCGAGUGCCAUGGGCAAAGCAUGCUGGGAAAUAGAAAUCCCAGCCCAGUUUCAGUCAAACUUAAGUUUGUCUAAAUUAAAAUAAAUACAACUCAAAACAAUGAAACAGUUCAGUUUACUUAAAAUAUAUCAGUUCUGUGAACUUGAAAGAAAAAGAAAGUUCUAAAUACUCAUAAAAGUUGAUUUGACUGAACUAAUUUGUUUAAUUUAAGUUUGUCCUACUCAAACCAACUAAUUAUUUUGAGCGUUAGGGUUUACAGUGUAUUUAACAAUUUAAAGAGGGUUGUUUAAAACAAGAAACAAUUAUUUGCUUAACCUUAUUCAAGAUAUAUUCUCUAAAAACAAGUCUUAAGAUCUUACACAUUUUUGCUUCUCAAGUCGAUUUAUCUUGUUUUAGGGAUUUGGCAAUAUUUUAUUGAGAAACACAACAACAUAAUGAUUAAGAAAAUAAUUUUUCCAUUGUUUAACCAAAAAACUUCAGUGCUACAAGUAUGCAAGUAGGUUUUAAAUGUCACAUUUCAGAUCACGGUUAAAUUUUGUACAUUAAUUAAAUCCAUUAACGUCUCAAAGUAAAUUCAGCUUUAUUUAUCUUCACUAAAGGUGGUUUUACUAAAACCAUCGUGUUAAAAUCGAGCUUUUGCUUGAGAAAAUACUAUGUCUUUCGAACAUGUCUUUUAGUUUGAUGUUUGGAAAGUUAUGUAAUUUAUAUAAAUAUAUAAUAUGCUGUAUAAAUUGACUUUUCUUUGCACUAUUAUAUUUGAGUGCGUUGAAACAGAAGAAAUUUAUAUUAGUCUAUUAACAAAUGCAUCAAUCACUACAGCCGGGGUGACCAAACUGUCCUGCAGAGUUUAGUUCCAACUUGUCUCAACACACCUGCCUGGAAGUUUCUAGUAUGCCUAGCAAGACCUUGAUUAGUUGUUCAGGUGUGUUUAAUUGGGGUUGGAGCAGAACUCUGCUGGACAGUGGCCCUCCAGAAGCAGGACUGGACACCCCUGCACUAGACUGAGGGUUCUCAACUCUGGCCCUCAAAGUCCACUUUCCUGCAGAGCUCAGCUCCAACCCUAAUCAAACACACCUGAAGAAGCUAAUCAAUGUCUUCAGGCUUACUAGAAAAUUACAGGCAGGUGAGUUUGAUCAAGGGUGAAGCUGAAAUCUGCAGGAAAGUGGAGCUUGAGGUCUAGAGUUGAGAACUCCUGCACUAGACUGUAUUGAACGCGUUGAUCUUUCAUGAGCACUCUCUGAGCAACACAUACAUACAAACAUUCAAAAAUAAAGGUGAAAAAGGUCAUAAUGUACAGUAGACACAAACUAUAUGUCUGUAUCUGAAUGAUCCUGUAUUGUGUUGUUGUUACACCUGGAGCAAUUUCACUUUGAAGAAAAGCUGCUAUUCUUUAUGUGAUAGCAAUGCACAGGACACACAAAGUCACCAUGCUGUUGUGUAUGAUCAUGUGUCACUGCUUGAAUAAGCUACUAGAGUCUAGAGUCCUUCUGUUCCUGCCAAACAAAUUAAGAUUCAAUAAAACAAUUUAAGACGCCA
Messenger RNA from Ctenopharyngodon idella (grass carp), 6112 nucleotides. RefSeq names its product BCL2 apoptosis regulator b (gene bcl2b). Gene Ontology annotation, biological process: negative regulation of intrinsic apoptotic signaling pathway; intrinsic apoptotic signaling pathway in response to DNA damage; extrinsic apoptotic signaling pathway in absence of ligand. The transcript is spliced from 2 exons. Gene Ontology annotation, molecular function: protein heterodimerization activity; protein homodimerization activity. The record is from RefSeq and is a predicted model, not a curated record. Gene Ontology annotation, cellular component: mitochondrial outer membrane. The coding region runs from base 622 to 1254 and encodes 210 amino acids. Lineage: Eukaryota; Metazoa; Chordata; Actinopteri; Cypriniformes; Xenocyprididae.